This is a messenger RNA of Plodia interpunctella (Indianmeal moth), 3242 nucleotides long. It is a transcript of the gene Esyt2, whose product is annotated as Extended synaptotagmin-like protein 2. Gene Ontology annotation, biological process: lipid transport. Gene Ontology annotation, molecular function: calcium-dependent phospholipid binding; phosphatidylinositol binding; calcium ion binding. Gene Ontology annotation, cellular component: endoplasmic reticulum membrane; extrinsic component of cytoplasmic side of plasma membrane. NCBI's taxonomy places the organism in Eukaryota, Metazoa, Arthropoda, Insecta, Lepidoptera, Pyralidae. The transcript is spliced from 24 exons. The record is from RefSeq and is a predicted model, not a curated record. The coding region runs from base 341 to 2788 and encodes 815 amino acids.
GCUGUCAGUCAAAUGCAAGAACUGUUGUGCCUUUUCCAUUGCGUUACUGUCGUCUUGAUUUUAUUUUCAAGUUUUCAACAUUUUGUGAUAAAAUAAUACUUUUUUAUUUAUAUCGAAUAAUAUGUAGUUAGCACUUGUUUUCCCAAUAUACAGUAAAAGUCAUUUAUACAUUAAUACUGACAAUAACAUUACAAUUCUUCAGUAUAUAGGUACGUCGGCACCAUAGGUCGGCUCUUGCCAUCAUUUACAUAGAUAAAUCAUCAAUCUGUUAGUUUUUCACAUAGUGUAUUGGUGUUAGUCUUGUUUGUGUACGUUCUCGCACAACACCUAAUUGUAUAGCAUGGCAAGUGCAAGUGAUAGUAAAAUGGCAGCGGCUAGUAAAGCAGCUUUGCCUCCAUCUAGUGAUGAGAGUACUACUGUCUUCUCUAUGAUCUAUAGGUUCUUUAAAAAGGUGUCAAUAGUCGGCGUGGUGUACCUGGUUGGGUACAUGCAAUGGAGCGUGGCCUGGCUGAUCGGGCCCGUGGUGCUGUCGGUGCUGCGCGACCAGUGGCGGCGCGACAGCGAGUACCGCCGCAACCUGGCCAAGGCCGCCGCCCUCUCCUCCGAGAAGGAUGUGGUGCUCGCGAGGCUCGACGACUUGCCCGCUUGGGUCUUUUUUCCUGAUAUCGAGCGCGCUGAAUGGCUAAACAGGAUUUUGCAGCAAGUAUGGCCGAAUGUAAAUCAUUAUGCGCGCAGUCUUCUGAAGGAUUCCAUCGAGCCAGCCGUCGCAGAAAGUUUAGCUAACUUCAAACUGAAUGGGUUCAAAUUCGAACGCAUGAUACUGGGCACAAUCGCGCCACGCGUCGGCGGCGUCAAGGUUUACGACAAGAAUCUCUCUAGGAAUGAAAUUAUUAUGGACGUCGAUCUCUUCUAUGCCGGUGACUGUGAUAUAUCUUUUGUACUUCAACAUGUUCGAGGAGGAAUUAAAGAUCUCCAGAUCCACGGCAUGGUCCGCGUGGUGAUGAAGCCGCUGAUCUCCAAGAUGCCGCUGGUGGGCGGGCUGCAGGUGUUCUUCCUCAAUAACCCCGCCAUCGACUUCAACCUGGUCGGCGCGGCCGACGUGCUCGACAUGCCUGGCUUCAGCGACAUCUUGCGACGUUGCAUCGUGGAGCAAGUGGCCAGGAUGAUGGUGCUGCCCAACAAGCUGCCCAUCAAGCUCAGCGACGAGAUUCCCACCGUCGAUCUGCGCAUGCCUGAACCUGAGGGUGUCCUGCGAAUUCAUCUCGUCCAAGCCCAGAAUCUCAUGAAGAAAGAUGUAUCAAUGCUAGGUAAGGGUAAGUCAGAUCCAUAUGCGAUCAUAACGGUCGGCGCUCAGCAAUGGAAGACCAAACACAUCGACAACAACGUCAACCCCCGCUGGGAAUACUGGUGUGAGGCGAUAAUAAGCUCGCGGAAGAGCCAGCAGCUGCAGUGCGACCUAUGGGACUGGGACCCGGGAAUGGGGAUUCAGAACGAUGAUUUUCUUGGCAGGUGCUCGCUGGAUAUAUCGCAAGUUGUACGGUUUGGCAGAAUAGACACGUGGCAGACGCUGCAGCAAGCCAAGCAUGGUAAAGUGCACUUGCGGCUGUCCUGGCAUCGGCUGUCUUGUGACGCGCUGGAUCUCAGCCAUGCCAUCACAGAAACUCAACUGAUCAAGACCGGUGAUCUGAGCUCAGCUGUACUCUCCGUUUAUAUCGACUCCUGCAAAAAACUACCUAACGCCCGGGCAUCGUCUCGUCCGGACCCGUACCUGACGGUGUCGGUGGGCCGCAGGACUGAGACCACGGCCGUGCAGAUGCGCACCGACGACCCCGUCUACGAGAUCGGCUUCUCCUUCCUCGUGCAGAACCCGGAGAUCGACACGCUGGAGAUCAAGGCCAUAGACUCGAAGACGUCGAGUCAGCUGGGUCAGCUGGUGUACUCCAUCUCGUCGUUGCUGAAGCAGAAAGACCUCAGUCUGCUGACGCAACCCCUGAUGCUGCAGAAGUCGGGCCCGGAAUCCAAGAUUAUCCUGUCUUUGCAACUUAGGAUUUUGAAAGAGGCCGUGAAAGAGGAUGACGUUGAGGAUGAACCUGUGGGGGCACCAGCGAAUAUACCCGCGGCCCCCUCCCCCUCCCCCGCGCCCGUCCCCGCUGAUGUCACUGACAAGCCGCAGGACACGCCGUCCGAACAACCAGCUCCGUCCUCUGAAGCUGAACUGAAGAAUAUUGACGACCAACCUUCGGAUAAGACGUCGCAAAAAUCUAUACCUGUAGAGCAAAUAGUCAAAGAAGAGGUAGACCAAGAUUAUCAAGCGCCAACGCCAGGAAGGCAAUCUCCUAAACUAGUCCAUAGAACGUCGUCCUUGACCACAUCUGCCGGAGAAGCGGGCCUGGGACGGAUCCUGCUGUCACUCCGAUACAGCAUGCAGAACCAAACUCUAUUUAUCGUAGUUCAUAAAAUUAUGCACAUACCGCUCAAGGAUCCAAGCAAUGUGCCCGACCCCUAUGUGAAGCUGUAUCUAUUGCCAGGCAGAAAUAAGGACUCUAAACGCAAAACUAUUGUGGUGAAGGACAGCUGCAUGCCGGAGUACGACGAGCAGUUCGAGUGGGUGAUCCCCCACGCGGAGCUCCACUCCAGACAGCUCGAGGUCACCGUCGCCACGCACAAGGGCUUCCUCGGUGGCAGUCCAGUCAUUGGACAGGUAAUAGUACAUCUCAAUCAAUAUGAUUUCCGCGAGGCGAAGACUAUGUGGUUUGAUCUUAUGCCUGAAUCGUCUCCCAGGGAAUAAUUAUUAUUUAAAUGUAAUUAUAACUCCCCUCCAGCCGGAGGUUCAAAAUAUUAUUUUCAACAUGAAUCUGUUUCUUAUGAUUUACUAUUUUUGUUAAUUAUAUUGUAUGAAUAUAAAAGAUGCCAUAACAAUAUUUUUGUAUUAUAUGUUGGCAAAAUGAAGGCUUAAUUUGUGGCAGCAUUUUUUGUGGUUUUGUUUGUGAGUAUUACAAUGAGAUGUGUAGUUUCCAUGGAAUUAGUAGGUACUGUUACGUAGUACCUACUAAUUACAUGGUAGUUUCAACAUGUGAAUAAUUUAUAUGAACACUUCAAAUUUUGUGCACAUUUGUUACAUGGCAUGGCGACAAAUAUAGAAUCAAAAAGUGACAAAAUCUGUUUCAUAAACAAAGUUUAAUGCUUCUGUUCAUUUUAUUAAUAAUAUUGUUUUUAUAUAUAAUAGUAAUAUUUAUACAUCU